Molecule: messenger RNA, 6628 nt
Organism: Myxocyprinus asiaticus (Chinese sucker)
Lineage: Eukaryota; Metazoa; Chordata; Actinopteri; Cypriniformes; Catostomidae
Product: UDP-glucose:glycoprotein glucosyltransferase 1-like
Exons: 40
Coding region: 57-4625 (1522 amino acids)
Cellular component (GO): endoplasmic reticulum
Molecular function (GO): UDP-glucose:glycoprotein glucosyltransferase activity
Source: RefSeq, a predicted model, not a curated record
UAAAACGAAAUAGAAGAACUCACGAAGCAGAUUCAGAAGCCGGUGCUGGAGGGAAGAUGUGGAUUCUGUGUGCUGCACUGCUGGCUCUGGGCUCUGUCACCUCUGUGCAUGGGGACUCCAAAGCUGUUACAACAACACUAACCACAAAAUGGCCCUCUACACCUCUUCUGCUGGAGGCUAGUGAAUAUCUUGCUGAGGAGAGUCAGGACAAGUUCUGGGACUUUGUGGAGGCCAACCAAAACAUUGAAAAUGAGCACGAUGAAACAGAUCUGGCUUACUAUGAGCUCAUCCUGAAGAGGGCCAGUGAGCUUCUCAGUCCAGUGCAGCAGAACCUGCUCAAGUUCGCCUUGUCUCUGAGGGCAUAUUCAUCCACUGUUCAUUCCUUCCAACAGAUCGCAUCUAAUGAGCCUCCUCCAACCGGCUGUAAUGCUUUCUUCAAUGUUCAUGGACAAACGUCUUGUGACACAGAAAAACUUAAAGCCAUGAUAGAUACUGCCUUAGAACGACCAAAACCAUACCUGUUCAAAGGUGAUCACAAAUUUCCAUCAUCCAAUCCAGAUGCACCCAUUGUCAUUCUUUAUGCUGAGAUGGGCACCAAAGAGUUCGCCAGGUUACAUCAGUUAAUGCUUGCUAAAGCCAACAAGGGCCUGAUCACUUACGUUUUACGACACUUUCUCUCGAACCCCAGCAGAAAUAAAGUUUACCUGUCUGGAUAUGGAGUGGAACUGGCCAUCAAAAACCAAGAGUACAAAGCGAAAGAUGAUACACAAGUUCAAGCUGGAGCUGAUGUGAAUGCCACAGUAAUAGGUGAAAAUGAUCCUGUGGAUGAAGUUCAGGGUUUUCUUUUCGGUAAACUCAAGACUAUUUAUCCUGAGCUAAAAGAACAGCUGAAGGAGCUCCGCAAGCAUUUGAUUGAGAGCACCAAUGAGAUGGCACCACUCAAAGUCUGGCAGAUGCAAGAUCUCAGCUUUCAGACGGCUGCCCGUAUCCUGGCAGCUCCCUCUGUAGACGCUCUCAAUGUCAUGAGGGAUUUGAGCCAGAACUUCCCUAACAAAGCCAGGUCCAUAACAAAAGCAGUGGUUAAUUUAGAGAUCCGCAAGGAGAUUGAGGAAAAUCAGAAGUAUUUUAAAGGCACGUUGGGCCUUCAGCCUGGAGACUCGGCUCUGUUCAUCAAUGGACUCCAUAUUGACCUGGAUGUGCAGGAUAUCUUUAGUGUGUUUGAUGUGUUAAGGAAUGAGGUGAGGGUCAUGGAGGGUUUACGCAGUCUACUCAUAGACACACCCUACAUCCACAACAUCCUCAAACUCAACGUCCAACCAUCAGACUCUGACUAUGCCGUGGACAUCCGCAGCCCUGCCAUUAAUUGGAUUAAUAACCUAGAGACAGACGGCCGGUAUGCGUCCUGGCCCUCUAAUGUACAGGAGCUACUGCGGCCCACCUUUCCUGGAGUCAUUCGACAGAUCCGCAAGAACUUUCACAACUUGUUGAUGAUUCUGGAUCCUACCCAUGAGAACACAGCAGAGCUGAUCAGCGUGGCCGAGAUGUUCUACAGCAACAACAUCCCACUCAGGAUUGGAUUGGUUUUUGUGGUGAAUGAAUCAGAUGAUGUUAAUGGAGUGCAGGAUGCUGGUGUGGCUCUACUGAGAGCCUUCAACUACAUUGCUGAUGACGUGGACAACAAGAUGGCCUUCGAUGCCAUCAUAUCAAUGUUGAACAGAGUUCCCAGUGGAGGCAAACUGAAGGUGGAACAUGUGGUGGGUGUGUUGGAGAAGAGAUAUCCUUAUGUGGAGAUCAGCAGCAUCCUGGGGCCUGACUCUGCCUAUGACAACAACAGAAAAGAGGGAAAGGCUUAUUAUGAGCAGACUGGUGUUGGACCACUGCCCGUGGUGUUGUAUAAUGGAAUGCCUUUGCAACGUGAGCAGUUAGACCCUGAUGAGCUGGAGUCUGUUGUCAUGCAUAAGAUACUGGAGACAACCAGCUCUUUUCAACGGGAUGUCUACCUGGGUGAGCUGAACAGUGAUCAUGAUGUGGUGGACUAUAUCAUGAAUAAACCCAAUGUUGUCCCAAGAAUCAAUUCCAGAAUCCUGACCACAAGCAGAAAUUAUCUGGAUCUCUCCGCCACCAACAAUCAUUUUAUCAACGAAUAUGCUCGUUUUCUCUUCUUGGACCCCAAAGACAAGAACGCAGCUGUGGCCAACAGCAUGAACUACAUGAAAAAGAAAGAUGAUGGCAUCAUCCGUCCAGUGACUUUCUGGGUGGUAGGCGACUUUGACCAGCCCUCAGGAAGGAAACUGCUAUAUGAUGCUAUACGACACAUGAAAACCAGUAAUAAUGUACGUUUGGGAGUGAUCAAUAACCCCAGCGAGAGCCCAUCUAAUGGGAACAGCCUGAUCGCUCGAGCCAUCUGGGCAGCCAUGCAGACUCAAACCUCCAACAACGCCAAAAACUUCAUCACCAAAAUGGCUAAAGAGGAGACCGCGCAGGCUCUUUACGCAGGGAGUGACAUUGCAGAGUUUGCUGUUGGGGGCAUGGACAUCCCUCUUUUUAAAAGUGCAUAUGAGUCCCCUAAAGUUGACUUCCUGUUGGCUCACUCAGUGUACUGUCGGGACAUCCUCAAAUUGCAGAAGGGCCAAAGAGCUGUGAUCAGUAAUGGAAGGAUCAUUGGUCCGCUGGAUGUAGGGGAGGUUUUUAACCAAGAUGACUUCCUGCUUCUUGAGAGCAUUAUCCUAAAGACAUCAGGGGAGCGAAUCAAGGGCAAAAUUCAACAACUGGGCAUGGUAGAGGACAGAGCUAGUGAUCUGGUCAUGAAGGUGGAUGCCCUGCUAUCUUCCCAGCCCAAAGGUGAGGCAAGGAUUGAGCACACCUUUGCAGAAGACAGAUACAGUGCAGUGAAGAUCAGACCAAAGGAACAAGAAGUGUACUUUGAUGUGGUAGCUGUCGUGGAUCCAGUGACCAGAGAUGCUCAGAAACUGGCUCCCCUCCUCCUGGUCUUGAAGCAGCUGGUUAAUGUCAACCUAAGAGUGUUCAUGAACUGCCAGUCCAAGCUCUCUGACCUCCCGCUGAAAAGUUUCUACCGAUAUGUCUUGGAGCCAGAGGUUUCAUUUCUGGCAGAUAGCAGCUUUGCUCCGGGUCCCAUGGCUAAGUUCCUGGACAUGCCUCAGUCUCCUCUGUUCACCCUCAACCUCAACACCCCCGAGAGUUGGAUGGUUGAGUCCGUCCACACACGCUAUGAUCUGGAUAACAUUUACCUUGAAGAGGUUGACAGUGUUGUGGCCGCUGAGUAUGAGUUGGAAUAUUUAUUACUGGAGGGUCAUUGUUUUGACGUCACAACGGGUCAGCCGCCCCGUGGGCUGCAGUUCACACUUGGCACUGCCUUUGAUCCUGUCAUUGUCGACACCAUUGUUAUGGCCAACCUGGGUUAUUUCCAGCUGAAAGCAAACCCAGGAGCAUGGAUCCUCAGACUUAGGAAGGGCAGAUCAGAUGACAUCUACAAAAUCUACAGUCAUGAUGGCACAGACUCUCCAGCUGAAGCUGAUGAUUUAAUCGUCGUCCUCAACAACUUCAAGAGCAAAAUCAUUAAAGUGAAAGUACAGAAAAAGCCUGACAGGUUGAACGAAGAGCUUCUCAGUGAUGGAACUCAUGAGGACGACUCUGGAUUCUGGACUUCACUGACCAGAGGAUUUACUGGUGGUUCCAGACCAGAAGAACCCAAACCAGAGAAAGACGAUGUCAUCAACAUUUUCUCUGUGGCCUCUGGUCACUUGUAUGAGAGGUUUCUCAGGAUAAUGAUGCUCUCUGUGCUCAAACACACCAAGACACCUGUCAAGUUCUGGUUCCUCAAAAACUACCUGUCUCCAACUUUUAAGGAGUUUAUCCCAAGUAUGGCAGAGAAAUAUGGCUUUCAGUAUGAGUUAGUACAGUAUAAAUGGCCACGUUGGCUCCACCAGCAGACGGAAAAGCAACGGAUCAUCUGGGGUUAUAAGAUCCUGUUCCUCGAUGUGCUGUUUCCUCUCGCUGUGGACAAGAUCCUUUUUGUAGAUGCAGACCAGAUAGUUCGCACAGACCUGAAGGAGUUGCGGGACUUCGACUUGGAGGGGGCACCGUACGGUUAUACGCCUUUCUGUGAGAGUCGAAGGGAGAUGGAUGGGUACCGUUUUUGGAAGUCAGGGUACUGGUCCAGUCACUUGGCAGGGCGUAAAUACCACAUCAGUGCUUUGUAUGUGGUGGAUCUGAAAAAGUUCAGAAAGAUUGCAGCAGGAGACAGACUGAGAGGCCAGUACCAGGGUCUGAGUCAAGACCCCAACAGCCUGUCCAACCUGGACCAGGAUCUGCCCAACAACAUGAUCCACCAAGUUCCAAUAAAGUCACUUCCUCAAGAGUGGCUUUGGUGUGAGACCUGGUGUGAUGACGCUUCUAAAAAGAAAGCCAAGACUAUAGAUCUGUGCAACAACCCUCAGACAAAAGAGCCAAAGCUGCAGGCUGCUGUCCGUAUAGUAGCCGAGUGGAGUGACUACGACCAGGAGAUUAAGAAAUUCUACAACACCUUCGUUCCAGGUGGCACAACAGGCACCCAUCAGACAACAGACAGACAACACACAGGUGGUGAUAAGCAUACAGAGCUUUGAUCUGAAGCUCUACUGCCCAAGAAGAGGGGACUCUGUUUAAAGAGCCACCUAUUCUUUACCCUUUUUAAACCAAGCCUAUCCUCCAGGAACGGGUUGACAUUCGUGCUGAACUUGAACUUGAACAGAAAACAUAAUGCAAAUUUCCUCUUUUUUUUUUUUUUUUUUUUUUUUUUUUUUUUCUAGUGGUCUUUUGUUUGGAGGUGUUGGGAUCAGGGUAAAAGACAUGAAGGACAUUUGUACAUUUAUUAGGGCAGAGGGCAUCUCCUCUCACCAGGCACUUUUGAUGCUUAAAGGGAUAGUUCACCGACAAAUAAAAUUUCUUUCAUUACAUACAUUGUUGUUCCAAACCCACAUGACUUUUUUUGUGGAACACAAAAGGAGCUGUUAGGCAUAUUGUUAACCUCAGUCACCAUUCACUUUCAUGACAUGUUUUUUUUCUAUGCUGAAUGAGACCAACGUUCUGUGUUCCAUGAUGAGAGUGAGUAAAUGAUGACAGAAUUCAUUUUUUGGUGAUCUAUCCCUUUUACCCCCAAAACAAGCUUGGCUUGAUACACAUACACAUUUGCCACAUUCAAAAGCAGAUCCACUGGAGCAAAAAGACAAACACAGUCUCUGAUUGGUCUAGUAGUAACCAUAGGGAAUAACUUAAUUUAACGAGCCACUGAAACUGCAUGUGUACAUUUGUUUUUAUAUUAAAAAGGAUUUGAUAAAUGUCCCUGUUAGCUGUAAUAUCAGGCACGGACUUGCUCUCAAGAAAAUGAUUAAAUUGUGAUACAUGGGACACAGACUGUUCAUUUUAAAGCCACCCAUGUUUUUGAAAUGUCACGGCAGCAGUGAUGUCAUAAUAGGUUGACUUCAAAGCACAAAUCACUUCCCGGGACACCUCAUCUUUUAAUUUAGUCUCAAUGUAAAAAUCUGGAUACAUCUUUUGGUAAACAAUCUUUAUUUCUUUCUAGCUCACAUCAAUCCUGUCUGUUUUUGUGUGUGUAUGCAGUCUGAGAGUGGUGUGUCAAUUUCACUAUAUCUAAUGUAAGUGGUGACAAGGCAUUGUGUCCAAAAGGCAUUUUAAAAAUGUUAAUUCGCAUCACUCCUCAAAGAGAAACGUCAAAAAGACCAUUUGACUCAGGAACAAGCUAUUUGGUUGUUUUAGUCACAGCUGACUGAGGUUGAUAAAGGACUUUUUUUUUCAUUCUGCAAGGAGAUUUUAAUUUACUGACAAAUUUCUGUGGGCAUCGACAAGCUCCAGUAGUGUUGUCACAGCCUAAUGCUGGCUGAUGGUUACUCCACAUUAAAAUGAUUCAUAAUGGCAUGUUCAGUUAAUGAACCCAAGUCAAUGGUCCUUUUAGCCCCAAAGGAAUAAAAUUAUGUCUUUAGAAGGCUGCUUGUCAACUUUCCCUAGAUAUGCUGUUAGCAGGGAAAAAGUAAUUACAGGUUGUAUUUCUUUUUUUUUUUUCUUUUUUAUCAGGAAUUGUUUUAUUUGGUAUUCUUUGAUAUCACUGGAUUUCAUAUGUAGCUCAUUGAAGUAGUAAUGUUUUCUGAAAAUUUCUUUCAUGGUCUGUCACUGUCUAUUUCUGUGGUAAUGCUUUUGAGGGUUUGAGAAUGGCCUCUCUCGACCGAGAGCCCAAUACAUUUGAUUAUCGUAAUAAUCAUCAUCAUAUGUAAUGGGACUUUAAGAAAUAUGGAUGUAUGUUAGUUUUUCGUCUUAGAUUAUUACCUGGAAAUAUAUGCGUAUUGCCAAUAGAUCCCUGAGGCCAUAUGACGUCAAACAGACCCUGCAGAGUGAAAGGAAAACAGUGUUUGUACAAUGCCUUGUUUCGUUUUGUCUGAGAGGUACAUUAUGGUGUCUUGUGGUUGUCUUUAUCUACUGUAUUGUUAUUGAGUGCACUCAAUACAGGGGAAAAAGGACCGAUUUAGUUGCUAUGAUGAUCCUUGGGAAAUACUGUAAGAUUAAUUUUGGGAUGACAAUAUUUUGUAAUAAAAGAUGGACCAAAUUGUUGCUUUAA